AGACACAAAAGCCAAUAUUAUUACGUGUUUACAGAAUUCUUUUUUCUCUUUUUGUAUCGUUUUAUGUCUGUCUAUAUUGAAAUCAAUCAAAUUACAACAGACACUGUGAAUAUUGCACAAAAAAUUUAGUUUAAAGUGGGAAAUGUCGUCGAUUUUAUGGCAAUAGCUUCAGAUAUUUGCAGUAUUUACACUUUUUCCGCCACGCAAAUUCCACAGAGAAGUGUUGUAAAAAGUGAUAUUAUUCGUCGACUUCAAAAUCAGCGACUCAAAAUGUUUAUUAUUCGGGGCAUCCCUUAAAGCAGGAAAUUCGUCAUUCUAAAUUAAAUUUCAUAUCAAAUAAACAUCGGUCGACGUUUAGAAUGGAAAAAAAUCAAGUGCGAAAAUAAUGAAGAUGUUAUCAUUUAAAAAAAAAUGUUCUAGAUUUUGUGUACGUGUGCAAAAUACCAACACCAAUCUGUGUCAUACGUAAAUUGUGCAAACAAAUAACGUCUGAUACCCGAAUAUCAUUAAGAAUGUUGUUCGAAGAUAAAUCAAAAACAGUAUUCUUUCAUUUAUUUUUAAUUCAUCGUAAAUUUUAUUAUUUAAUUUGAACGAGAGAGAAAAAAUGAGUUGGUUUGAUGCAACCGGAAUCGCCAGUUUGGCAAAGAAUGCAUUGAAAGAAGCCCAAAAAACCAUUGAUAAAGCAUUAGAUAUAAAAGAAGAUGGAGACGAUGAUGCCAGUGAUUUAAAAUCAUCAAGUUCAUCAUCAUCGUUGAGUGUAAAACUGUCGCCCGACACAUCCGAAAAAAGUGAUAAUUUAAAAGUUAUGAAACAAUCUAUAAGUAAUCCAAUUUUGUCAACGGUUACAACAGCAACAUCGGCUAGUAAUUUAUGGGGUUCAUUUACUGGAUCGUUUUUUGAUGCGGCCAAUGAGAAUAAUGAAAAUAAUAAAGCAGCCGUUACAAUUGCGCCAACCAGUCGAAGUGAGUCUCGAUUGAUUUCCACCAAAGCCGAAGAUAAACCACAAAAUUCAAGCAUAUCAGGUCGUACGAGUUCAGCCUCUGAAUCGGUUGAAUUGCUUAGUUCGCCGUUGACACCAUCGUCGGGACUAACGUCACCGUCUGGAAAUUGUCAACCAUCCUCAUCACCAUCCAUAAUAACACUACAACAUUCCCACAAAACAUCCGAAUCAAUUGAAGUGAUUAAAGAUGCGUCAUCAAGUGAGGCACUUUCUCCCGACUCGGUCAUUUCCACAGCGCCCGUUGGUACAUCGGCCAGUUGCACAUCGAUUUCAGACAGUGUCGAAGUGAUCGAUGUGAAUCCGGCCACAUUCAACGUAACUUCGCCAAGUGGUGAUGAUUUGUCUUUCGGACAGCACGACGAUGACGAUGAAUCAAUUUCACAAUCCUAUAAUACCGUGUCCGAAGGUACGGCAUCGAUUUUAGAUCCAAGUUCAAUUUCACAGCAGAAAACUUUAAAUCGAAGUAGUUUAACAUUGACCCUACCAACCGUUAUCGAACCAUCAAACGAUGCUACAGACAGUAAAAAUACGGAAUCGAUCCACAGAGCUGGUGGAUCGUUGAUUUUGGAUAAAUCUUUAGAAGGUCUUGACAUUCAGACCACAUAUUCCGAUUCAACACAAAGUUUCGAAGACGUUCAACAAAUCCUUCUGGAUGAAGUCAAUAAAAUUCAUUCAAAGCAUGUGACCAAAGAUGAAGCACAUAUGUCACCGCAAAGUAUUGACGAGAAAAAUCCACUGGAAUCAAAAGCAACUAUGACCAGUGAUACACACAAUUCGGGGCAUACAUCAGCUGAUGAAAUCGAAACGGCAACAUCGUCUGACAUUGAAAUAAUCUCUGGCCCGAAUGGAGAUUCGAGCAGUCAUACAAGCAGUGUUGCUGGUGUUUUAAUUGCAUGUAAAUCAUCAAAAUUGUCCGCUCAUUCACAGUACGUGGUAUUUGGUAAUCCGAGCAGUAAGAAAAAAGGUCAUUAUCGUGAAUUGUCCGAGGCGUCAACGUAUUCGUUGCAAAGUGAAAGUGGCAGUGACGGUUGUUCACAUUCAGAAUAUGAAAAAUUAACGCAAAAAAUCACCGAAUUAAAUGAAAUAAUCGAAAAUCGUGAGUGUAAACUUGUGCAGUUGGGCCGUGAAAAUGCACAAAUCCAUGAGAAAAAUGCCGAAUUGAAUAGUAAACUUGAUGCAUUGCAACUGCAAGUGGAUUCACAGGGAAUGACACACACCGACGAUUACACACAACGAAUGUCAGCGCUCGAACGAAAAUUCCAACAAACGUUACGGGAACGUGACAAUUUACGCAUCGAAAUGAAAAGUAUUCAAGCGAAUUUUAGUAAAAGCAUUUCCAAAGAAGAUAUUGAUAGAAUUGUUAAAGAAAAAGACACAAUGAUUGACGAAUUGAAAAUUGAGGGCGAAAAGCUAUCAAAACAAAUUCUACAACAUUCAACCAUAACCAAAAAAUUACGAGCAAAAGAAAAAGAAACCGAUUUACAAUUGAAAAAGCAAACGGAACAAAUUGAAGAGUUGACACUUGAAUUGGAGCGCGUAAAAAAGUCAUUGUCGGCCAAAGAGGAUGUGGAGAAGAGUCAAAUUCAGGCAAUUCAUAAAUUAACAUCGGAAAAGCAAAAAUUGAACAAAGAAGUGGCACAGGUUAAAAGUGAUUUGGAUGACACCACACAACGAUUGAACACAAUUCAAACUUCGUUCGACGCAGCUCGUAAAGAGCUAAAUGAAAAACAACAAGAACAUUAUUCGUUGGAAAAGAAAGCCAAAAAUUUGGCCACUUUACAAGGCGAACAACAAACAUUACAGCAACAAAAUCAACAAUUAACCACAGAAAUCGAAUCGUUGCGUGAAAAAAUGAAACAGGAUGCAUUGCAACAAGCCGAUCAAGUGCAAAGGCUUCGUCAAGAGAACACAUCGUUAGUUCGACGGUUGGAAGAAAUCGAACAACGAUCUGAGGACCAAGCACACGCUGUUACGGAGGCCACCAUACCACUUGUAAAACAAUGUCAAAGUCUUCAGGCAACAUUGAAUACACGCACAUUGGCAUGGGAAAAACAAGAGAUGACAUUUUUGAAGAAAAUUGAAUUACUUGAAAAACAAUUAGCCAAUGUAAAUCAAUCGGAACAAUCGGCAAACGAACAAAGUGAUCAACUCAAUGUACGCAUUCACAAUUUAGAAGAAUCAUUAUCAAAAGCAUUGCUACGAAGCGAACAAUCGGCAGCAACAAUUCAACAAAAACAAAUGGAAUUGGAACUCAUUCAAAAUGAUGCCAAACAAAAGUAUGCCACUUAUGACACAGAAACUCAAACAUACAAACUCAAAGUUGAUGAGUUGAAUGCAAAUAUUGAACUCUUGCAAAAACAGUUGAAAGACAGUCAGGAGAAAGAGCGCCUUUAUGCAAUUGGAAUGGAAAAACCGAAAUUAAUGCGAAAAAUUAGUUCAGUUGAAUUUGCCGAAAAUAGCGUUGAAUAUAGCAAUGAAAGUGAUCAUAGUGACGAACAGGAGCUUAGUCGAAUUGUAAAUAAUAGCUCACCUGCUUAUAGCGUUGGGAAAAUGUCUGCCAAUGAUUCCGCUUGGCAACUGGAUGAUUUGGAUUCAGUGUCAAUAGUCGGUCAACGACGAACUCCAACAAAUUCAACAUAUGGUUCAGUUCCGCUGGCAUUUGGCGGUGGUUCGGCGCUCAUCGAAACACUUCAAUCAAGUUUGAAGCAGCGUGACGGUGAAAAUCAUCAACUUCAAUGGGAAUUAUCACGUUUGCAAUCGGAACGGAAUUUCUUAUUGUCGGAAGUUUCAUCGCUUACAUCACAAUUAGAAGGAAUCAAAGAUAAACUAGAAACUCAUGAUUCCGUAGUGAGUCAAUUCAACCAAUUGCAAGAGCAAUAUGAUGCAAUUUUGCAGAUGUACGGAGAGAAGGUGGAAGAAACAGAAGAAUUGCAAUUGGACCUGCAGGAUGUUAAAGACAUGUAUCGAUCGCAAAUUGACGAUUUACUGCUUCAACAACGUUCGUUAAAGCAAAAAUUACUUGAAUCGCAACAAAAAGGCGACGAUUCAAGCACAUAAUUCAUUCAACAUAAAUUCCGGAAUCAUCAUAAAUUCUAUCGAAAUCCGGUAAAAAUCUCGGUGCUAAAAGAUGAAUUUUCGGAUUAAAAAAAACGUUCGAACAUGGUUCGACUAUAUUAGAAGAACGCCAACGGCCCUUCGCUUUUUCCUAGUUCCACACUUAACAAUCUAUUAUUUCUAUAUGUUCUGUUCAUCGUUUUAAAAUGUCGUAUUUAUUUAGGUCAGUGGAUUUCCAGUAAAGCUUAUAUGUAUUUUGAAGAGAUAAAAAAUCAAACAUAUUUGAUGUUCAAUGAAGAUGAACAUUGCAAGGAUAUGGACAUUUUUUUAUAUAACAAAUGGUCUUGCUAUUUCGAAAUGUAUUAAAAUCUUGUUAUUUAUGUAUGCAAGCCGUAAUCGUAUUAUGAAAUUUAUUUGAAAAUAAAAUACAAUAUUAUUAUCAUGAACA
This is a messenger RNA of Contarinia nasturtii (swede midge), 4502 nucleotides long. RefSeq names its product TATA element modulatory factor (gene Tmf). Lineage: Eukaryota; Metazoa; Arthropoda; Insecta; Diptera; Cecidomyiidae. The transcript has 4 exons. The record is from RefSeq and is a predicted model, not a curated record. Bases 605 to 4057 code for a protein of 1150 amino acids. Gene Ontology annotation, cellular component: endoplasmic reticulum; Golgi apparatus.